This is a messenger RNA of Gastrolobium bilobum, 1709 nucleotides long. Its product is annotated as aldehyde dehydrogenase 22A1-like. Gene Ontology annotation, molecular function: aldehyde dehydrogenase (NAD+) activity. NCBI's taxonomy places the organism in Eukaryota, Viridiplantae, Streptophyta, Magnoliopsida, Fabales, Fabaceae. The record is from RefSeq and is a predicted model, not a curated record. The annotation marks the transcript as partial. The transcript is spliced from 12 exons.
AUUUUGCAAAGCCCAAUUUGUUCUGUUACCUUCUCCCUUUGCCCUUUGCAUCCACAUUAUGUAAUCAUCACCUCAAAGUUUCCCCGGAUUCUUUCAGUCUUCGAGCAUUGUCCCGAGAAAAAGAAAAAGAAAAAAACCUCUCUGGAAGCUUCUCGAAACCCUAGUAAGGUAGUUUUCUUCGCAGAGAGAUCGCUCCCUGAAUCUGCUGCGAAGUUCCAAUGGCGUUUUGGUGGCCCUUGCUCGUUCUAGCAUUCGCUUUCGCCAUCUGCAAGUUCCUUCUCAUGCUCAUUCCUCCCAAGGUUCCUUCCAUCGAUGUUGACGCUUCCGAUGUGUUGGACGAUGGAAACCAAGCGCAGGAGAACAGCUUCAUAUAUGUGCCGCCGAGGGGAACGGCUCAGCAAUCAGGAAAGAAAGUUCAGUGCUAUGAGCCUGCUACCAUGAAAUAUUUGGGAUAUGUACCUGCAUUGACACCGGAUGAGGUUAAGGAGCAAGUGGAAAAAGUACGAAAGGCGCAAAAAAUGUGGGCAAAGACCAGCUUCAAGCAAAGACGCCAGUUUUUGCGUAUACUUCUGAAAUAUAUAAUUAAACACCAAGCGCUUAUAUGCGAAAUAUCUUCACGUGAUACUGGAAAGACAAUGGUAGAUGCCUCUUUAGGAGAAAUAAUGACAACGUGUGAGAAGAUCAAUUGGCUGCUGUCAGAGGGUGAACAGUGGCUAAAGCCUGAGUACCGAUCCUCUGGAAGAUCAAUGUUUCAUAAGAGAGCCAGAGUAGAAUUUCAUCCUCUUGGUGUUAUUGGUGCCAUUGUGUCAUGGAACUAUCCUUUCCACAAUAUAUUUAACCCUAUGUUGGCAGCAGUUUUUUCUGGAAAUGGCAUUGUGGUUAAGAUAUCGGAACAUGCAAGUUGGUCUGGAUGCUUUUACUUCCGAAUCAUCCAAUCAGCUCUUGCUGCCAUAGGAGCUCCAGAGGACCUUGUUGAGGUGAUAACAGGGUUUGCUGAAACAGGAGAAGCACUUGUAUCUUCUGCUGAUAAAGUCAUUUUUGUUGGAUCACCUGGGGUUGGUAAGAUGAUAAUGAGAAAUGCUGCUGAGAAACUUAUACCAGUUACACUGGAGCUUGGUGGAAAAGAUGCAUUUAUUGUUUGUGAAGAUGUAGAUGUGGACCAUGUUGCUCAAAUUGCUUGCAGGGCUGUUCUUCAGUCAUCUGGGCAGAACUGUGCUGGGGCUGAACGAUUUUAUGUCCACAGGAACAUUUAUUCAUCUUUUGUCAGUAAAGUUACCAAAAUCAUAAAAUCUGUUACAGCUGGUCCACCACUUGCUGGAAAGUAUGAUAUGGGUGCUUUAUGCAUGUAUGAGCAUUCUGAAAAGCUUGAAGGUCUUGUAAAUGAUGCUUUAGACAAAGGAGCUGAAGUUGUUGCACGUGGAAGUUUUGGACGUAUAGGUGAAGGUGCAGUUGAUCAAUAUUUUCCACCUGCUGUCAUUGUGAAUGUGAAUCACUCAAUGAGAUUGAUGCAAGAAGAGGCAUUUGGACCAAUCAUGCCAAUAAUGAAAUUCAGCUCUGAUGAAGAGGCUGUCAAGCUUGCAAAUGACUCAAAAUAUGGGCUUGGCUGUGCUGUUUUCUCAGGCAGUCAGAGUCGUGCCAGAGACAUAGCUUCCCAGAUACAUUGUGGGGUUGCUGCAGUUAAUGAUUUUGCUGCAACAUACAUGUGUCAG